Micropterus salmoides (largemouth bass) is the source of this 728-nucleotide messenger RNA. It is a transcript of the gene hcrt, whose product is annotated as hypocretin (orexin) neuropeptide precursor. The transcript has 2 exons. Gene Ontology annotation, biological process: feeding behavior; neuropeptide signaling pathway. The record is from RefSeq and is a predicted model, not a curated record. Lineage: Eukaryota; Metazoa; Chordata; Actinopteri; Centrarchiformes; Centrarchidae. The coding region runs from base 91 to 519 and encodes 142 amino acids.
GUGUGGACCUCUCUGAACAAUAUAAAAGACACUCGUUUCUCCCAUGGGGAGAAAGAAGAUCAGAUUACUCCCCUUCAGACAAGCCAGAAGAUGACGUGGCUCUCGACUAAUUUCCAGAAAGCUGCUGGGAUGGACACGUCUAAUAGGAAAAUCCUGGUGCUGGUUUUGAUGUUGCUGCUGUCUCAACUGGCCUGUGAUGCUCACAGUGUGUCUGAGUGCUGCAGAGAACCGUCUCGCUCCUGUCGCCUCUAUGUGUUGCUGUGUCGCUCUGGCAGCAACACCUCAGGGAGAACGCUUACAGGAGAUGCUGCCGCUGGCAUCCUCACUCUGGGUAAACGGAAAGAAGAUGAGGAACGCUUGCAGAGCCGACUCCACCAGCUCCUCCAAGGCUCCAGGAACCAAGCAGCAGGCAUCCUGACUAUGGGGAAGAGGACUGAAGAAAGGUCUGGGGAGCAGUACAUGGACUGGAUGGCUCAGUCAAGAACUACCAUCACAACGCCCCUGCCUGAUUUAAGCUAAAUACCUCAUGGUAUAAGUAUACUGAGACUGUAGGUACAAAAAAAAAUUUCACUUAUUUGGUGAGUGUUAUUUCAACAAAUGUAUAUUUUACUGCUUAUGUAGAAACAUUUUUGUGAUUUUCUUUGAACUGUGACCGCAUGAGAUAACUCUAGAACAAUGUGUAAUUGUGUACAUAUAUGGACAAAACCUUGUAGUGUAAUAAAAUAUGU